GAAGAAAAAGAAAACAGUAUUGAAGAAAUUUCUUCUCCACCUACCAGCCCACACGAGAAUUUGGUCAUUCUGUAAGCCCUUCAAGUUCCAUUUUCCACCUAACACUCACCUCCAUCUACAGCAUAUCAGUCUUAUAAAUCCCAUUACACAUACACAGGUGCACAAUUCGUGAGCAUUGACGAAGAAGAAGAAGACUAGGAGGACGAGGACGACGACGACAAGGCUAAUGGUGGGUCCGACCCGUCCGCAGUUCGUGUUGUUCGGGUCAUCCGUAGUUCAGAUGUCGUACAACGUUGGUGGCUGGGGUGCUAUUCUUACUGAUCUUUAUGCCCGCAAGGCAGACGUAAUACUAAGAGGAUAUUCUGGUUGGAACUCAAGGCUCGCUCUUCAAGUCUUAGAUCGGGUUUUCCCCAAGGGUGCAGCUGUUCAGCCUACUCUGGUUAUAGUAUAUUUUGGUGGAAAUGAUGCAACAAAAACGCACCCAAGUGGAAAAGGCGCUCAUGUUCCUCUUCCCGAGUAUGUAGAGAACAUGAGAAAGAUUGCUCUUCAUCUCAAGUCUCUUUCAGAGAACAUACGGAUAAUUUUUCUUAGUUCUCCUCCUGUGAACGAAGAGAGAGUUCGAGAAAUUUUUGGCAAUGCACUUGAUGAUCAAGCUCGGACAAACGAAGGCUGCCUCAAAUAUACUGAAGCUUUAAUAGAGUUGGGUCAACAGUUAGAUAUUAAAGUCAUCGAUCUUUACACUGCAAUUCGUCAAAAAGAUGGUUGGGCAAAGGCUUGCUUUAUAGACGGAAUCCAUUUUUCAUCUGAAGGGAGCAAAAUUGUCGUAAAGGAGAUACUGAAGGUCCUCAAAGAUGCCGAAUGGGAACCAAGCCUGUACUGGCUUUCAAUGCCAGCGGAAUUUCCCGAGGAUUCGCCAUAUUACGUUGUUGGUCCUGAUGGUGAAACCACCCUUAACGUGACUGAUCAUGUUUGUACUUGGCAAAAGGAGUGGGUCAAUAUAUAGUGCCAACAUGAACCAGGGACAACUUAGGACAUGAGUAUAAUCUCGUCUUUUAUACUGUUAAUAAGACAGUGUUGUCUAAUAUGGUUUACCACACACAAUUUUUGAAUUUGGGCAGAAAGACGUCAUGUUGUUCGUCAUUUGAUUGAUUUUGUUCUUAGUUUCAACAAAUAAUAAGAUGUGUGAUUUCUAUUUUAUA
Molecule: messenger RNA, 1199 nt
Organism: Olea europaea var. sylvestris
Lineage: Eukaryota; Viridiplantae; Streptophyta; Magnoliopsida; Lamiales; Oleaceae
Product: GDSL esterase/lipase CPRD49-like
Exons: 6
Coding region: 227-1003 (258 amino acids)
Source: RefSeq, a predicted model, not a curated record